AUGGAUGUUGAGACGAGAUAUAGGAAGGAUAUGGACUAUGCUAAUGAUCCUCUCCUGUCGUACUUAUUGAAUACCAAACAUCUGGGCAAUUUGAGCGUUCUAACAGCGGAUGCAGUAAAGAGUGACUUGAAAGGAUAUGGUAGAAGAAAUAAUAUCCUACAAUAUCAAGAACAAUAUGGGAAGCUUGAAUUUGAAUGUUUUGAGAAUCAACAAGACAGGUUAUCGUUGAUGUCUAAGGAGUACAGAACUUGUGAGGAAAGUCAACGGACCAGAAGAUUUAGUGUUGAUUUUGAUGUCCCUGGAGUGGAGUCAACUGCAUCUAUUAAUGGUGCAGUGGAAGAGGAAUUGGGAAGAGAGGAGAGCGCUGACCAAGAGGGGUUGACAGAAUUAAGGAGAAGGUUGCUUGGUAGAAGACAUUCGGUGGGUUCGGAUGUUGGUAGAUCUACAGAUAGACAAAUUGAAGAUCAAGAUAAUUUGCAAAACGAAUUGGUACAAGAUAUGACCAAACUUGUAGGUAGCUUGAGACAAGGUGCCACAGCAUUUCAAAAUGCUCUAGACGAAGAUAAAUUUGUACUGGACGCAGCUGAAAUUGGUGUCCAAGUGGCAUCAAGAAGUUUGACAGAUAUAAGCGGUAAAUUGAAAAAAUACGACAAGAAGAAACUGGGCUACCUGUUUUACAUUUUGGCAACUUUAUUUAUGAUAAUUGGGUUAUUGGUGACAUUCGUCAUAAUAAAACUAUUUCCUGCGCUGUGA
Messenger RNA from Zygosaccharomyces rouxii, 753 nucleotides. RefSeq names its product SNAP receptor USE1 (gene USE1). Gene Ontology annotation, biological process: retrograde vesicle-mediated transport, Golgi to endoplasmic reticulum. Gene Ontology annotation, molecular function: SNAP receptor activity. The record is from RefSeq and is a predicted model, not a curated record. Lineage: Eukaryota; Fungi; Ascomycota; Saccharomycetes; Saccharomycetales; Saccharomycetaceae. Bases 1 to 753 code for a protein of 250 amino acids. Gene Ontology annotation, cellular component: endoplasmic reticulum; SNARE complex. The transcript has a single exon.